Amphibalanus amphitrite is the source of this 2341-nucleotide messenger RNA. Its product is annotated as nuclear pore glycoprotein p62-like. Bases 335 to 1885 code for a protein of 516 amino acids. Gene Ontology annotation, biological process: protein import into nucleus; RNA export from nucleus. Gene Ontology annotation, molecular function: structural constituent of nuclear pore; phospholipid binding. Gene Ontology annotation, cellular component: nuclear pore central transport channel; nuclear pore. NCBI's taxonomy places the organism in Eukaryota, Metazoa, Arthropoda, Thecostraca, Balanomorpha, Balanidae. The transcript has 7 exons. The record is from RefSeq and is a predicted model, not a curated record.
GUGCGGCCUCUCCCGGCAGAGCGCAUAUUCUCAGAGUUCGUAUAAAAUAAAUAAGUAAUUUCGCCGUUGGUUGGUUGUAUAAAGGUUGUAAUUAACUUUGGUAUCUCCCCUGAAUCAAUUUUUAAAUAUUUCAAUUUGUGUUAAUAUACAGAAAAGUAUCAUAAAGAUUGGUCUGGUCUGGGUAUAGCAUGGGUACCUAAGUGUCAAGGGGUGAUUCAUUGUUUUGCCCUUUUGCAUUGAGGUUUUUGAUGCAUUUUAAUGUAAUAAAGCAGUGUAAUUCCUGUAGUUUGACAACUAAGAAGAACGGAUUUAAAUUGUAACGGUUUUUUGAUGCAUGUGUUUGUUAGAUAAGUUCCAAUACGCCAGACAUAAGAAGUUGUUCAGGCAUCUUAAGUACCCUGAAAUGUCUGGAGGUCAAGGUUUCAGCUUCGGCGGCGGCCAGGCGUCAACCACCUCGACUGGCUUCUCGUUUGGCGGGGCCCCAGCCCCGUCCGCCAGCAGCGGCUUUUCGUUCGGCGCCGCUGCCGCUCCUGCAGCGCCCGCCGCCGCCAGCUCCGGGGGCGGGUUCUCGUUCGGAGCGGCCCCGGCCAGCACCGCCACCGGGUUCUCGUUCGGCGGCGCCGCGCCGGCGGCCAGCACCGCCGCAGCGCCCAGCUUCUCGUUCGGCGCCGCACCGGCUGCCUCAGCGUCCAGCUCCGGCGGCGGGCUCUCGCUCGGCGGAGCUGCACCGGCCGCCAGCACCGCCGCUCCCAGUUUCUCCUUCGGUACCACACCGGCAGCGAGCAGCGCUGCGCCCCUCGGCCUGUCGAGCGCGCCCACCGCCAGCUCGUUCGGUCUGGGCGGCGGUACCGCCACGUCAACGGCGACACCGGCCGCCUCGGCCCCCGCCGGAGGAUUCUCCCUGUCCGUGCCGUCGACGGCCGCGUCUUCGGCCGGCGGUCUGACGCUGGGCGCGGCUCCGACAGCUGCCUCCUCGGCUCCGGCCACAGGCUUCUCCCUGGGCACGGCUCCGUCGGGCGGGCUGUUCGCCGGGACGGCAGCGGCCAGCAGCACGGCGGCGUCGACGGCAGCGGCGUCGGCCACAGGGUUCUCGCUGUCGACUCCUACAGCCUCCAGCGGCGGAUCACUGACACUGGGCAAACCGGCCAGCACUUCAGGUACGACUACAGCGGCGGGCACUGGCGGCUUCGGCCUGGGUCUGACCAGUACGGCCAGUGCUCAGCCGGCGCAGGGCUCGACGGCCACCAGUCUCAGCACGACCACCACAACCAGCGCCUCCACGCCCGGUUCCUCGAUGACCUACCGUCAGCUGGAGGAGUUCAUCAAUAAGUCCACGGUCGAGCUGGAGGAACAGGAGAAGCUGCUGCUCAACCAGGCCACCCAGGUCAACGCCUGGGAUGGACAGCUCAUCAAAAACGGACAGAAGAUCACGGAGCUCAACAGCGCCGUGGAGCGGGUCAAGCUCGACCAGGAGCGCCUCGACACCGAGCUCAACUUCGUGGCGACUCAACAGCGGGAGCUGGAGGAGCUCCUGACCCCUCUGGAGCGCGCCGUCGAGUCCGCGGCGAGCGGCGGCGGGGCGCCUCAACAUGCCGACAUGGAGCGCGCUCACACCUACCAGCUGGCCGAGAGCAUUGACGCCCAGCUGAAGCGCAUGUCGGAGGAUCUGAGGGAGAUGAUUGAGCACGUGAACGCGGCCAACAAGACCAGGGAUGAUAACGACCCGAUGGUCCAGAUCUCGAAGAUCCUGAACGCGCACAUGGACAGCCUGAGCUGGCUGGACGAGAACACGACCCUGCUACAGAGGAGGGUGGAGGAGACCAGCCGGCAGCUGGAGCAGCGGCGGCACGAGCAGGAGCGGGCACUCCGCGCCGGAUUCGACUGAGGGUCGGCGGGCAGGCUGUGAGGUUCGCGGCCGGCUGACGGACUCUCGUGCCGUUCUGCUUGCGGCCUAACCGGCUGUGUGGAACAAGCCGGUUUUGCGGGCUGGACGUGGUCGUCUCAUUAUUGUGGAUGUCUCGCGCUGCGGCAGUGGAACGGAGGUCCUGUUUGUUCACCAUCGGGUAACUCGCCAAUGUUUUCCGUGUGAACGCUUUGUGAGGAUCGCCGACUUUCACCUCAUCUGCACCGAUCGUCCCUGGUCCCGAAAGUGAGGACGUCGCCGGCGACAUACAUGAGAAUGGACGUGCAAGGCGGGAGACGUGACGGAUGACGGUGGGUUAUUUUUCUUAUGGUAUGGCUGGAUCGAGGUCGCAGCGUAACAUCAAUGUUUCCAAGUUGAGCAGUGUCAGCGAUGAACGUGUGCUGUUGUCAUUUAUGAAAAUACAGGAACGCAUUCAGA